Molecule: messenger RNA, 531 nt
Organism: Pisolithus orientalis
Lineage: Eukaryota; Fungi; Basidiomycota; Agaricomycetes; Boletales; Pisolithaceae
Exons: 6
Coding region: 1-531 (176 amino acids)
Source: RefSeq, a predicted model, not a curated record
AUGACUAUGCAGUAUGUCCAGUUCCAGAAGCAAACUGCAGCACAUAUGCCAGAGCAUACCAUAGCAUUUCAGAGCACUCUGGAGCAUGCCAUGGCCCUCCAGGAGCACUCUGGAGCAAGCAAUGGCACUCUGGGCAUGCCAGCCACUCUGGCAAAAAUUCCAGAGCACACUGCAGCACAUGUGCCAGAGCACUCCAGAGCAGGCCAUGGCCCUCCAGGGAUAAGCUGUGGCAUGCCAGCCACUCCAGAGCAAAUUCCACAGCACACUGUGGCACAUGUGCUGGAGAAUACCAUCACAUUCCAGAGCACUCUGGAGCAGGCCAUGGCACUCUGGGACACUCUGGAGCAAAUUCAAGAGCAAACUGUGGCACAUGUGCCAGAGAAUACCAUAGCAUUCCAGAGUACUCUGGAGCAGGCCAUGGCCCUCUGGAGUAAACUGCAGCAUAUGUUUGGGAGCAUUCUGUACCAUGCUGACACUCCAGAGCAAACUGCACCACAUUUGCCAGAGCAUGCUGCACUGCCCACAGUUUGA